AUGAAGCGUAAGCUCUCAGACGCCGGCGAUCAGCCGCCUGUUUCUACACCCAAAAGACGACGCACAGCCCUAGAACAAUCCAAUGGCGCCUUGAACAGCCACGCGCCCAACGCUCCACUUCCGAAUGGCGAUGCCUCCCACGAGCUUCCCCCAUCAGAACGGGAUCAAUCAACACCCAAAAAGGCUAGCGGUCUAUCUGCGACACCAUUACAACAGUCUGGGCUGAAAACGCCCACCCACAAAUCCAAGGCGCGUGGUUUGUUCGCUACUCCUACCAAGCCCAAGUCCGCAGUUGCAGCCACCCCGUCGCGAGUUAAGAAUGCAGACCGAUCUGUCCGGAAGAAGAGCGCACGAGUGUUAUUCGAACAGGACGAAGACGCAGCUUGGGAUGGAUCGGAACGACUAGCGGAAGAAAUCUUACAGGGAGAUGAGCCGGACACGGAGAAAGGCCAGCCUCUAGCGGAGAGCAUAGAACCUGAAGGUGGAGAAGAGGCUCCCGAGAAGGGAGUCAAACAACCAAAGCGCCGCGCAGGACGACCAAAAGGCGCGAGAAAUAAGCGCUCCCCGACACCGGAAGGCGAGCUUCCUGCACACGAACGAUACUUCUUUCAGAACCGCGCUGGUCCUGUCAAGACAUCAAAUGCCACUCUCAACAAAGUACCGCUGUUAACGCAUGAGGAAUAUUUCGAGAAGCUGGGACAAUAUGAAGAUCCAUGCAAGGAAGAAAAGGAAUACCUACAAUCAUUGCACCACCGAUCUUUCCCGCAGUGGGCAUUCGAAUUCGAUGAAGGCUUUAACAUCUGCCUCUUUGGCUACGGCUCCAAGCGCAAGCUAGUGGAUGAAUUCGCGGAGUGGAUUUACAACCACCGCUUAUCAGCCACUAUGACUCCUACUAUUGUAAUGGUCAAUGGUUACACACCAGGCAUCUCCAUCCGGUCAAUCUUCGCCACGAUUGUCACAGCCGUAAUGGGCGACGAUGCACCAUCCAAGCUUGGUGCACAGCCAACCGAGGUCCUCGAGCUCCUACAAUCUGCGCUCAAGUCGCACAAAGAGCCCGUCACCGUUUUGAUCAACUCUAUUGAUGCACCGCCUCUCCGUCGUGCAGCCAACCAAGCGCUCCUCUCCCGUCUGGCUGCAACACCGCUCAUCCGUCUCUUGGUCACAGCCGACACCCCCAACUUCCCAGUAAUGUGGGAUAUCAGUCUGCGUGAUCAGUUCAAUUUCGUCUUCCAUGACUGUACAACCUUCCUACCGUUCUCAGUAGAGGCCGAUGUCGUUGAGGAGGUCAACGCUCUCCUUGGACGCAAGGGCCGUCGCGUCGGCGGGAAAGACGGCGUGGGCUUUGUGCUUAAGAGUCUUCCCGAGAAUGCACGCAACCUGUACCGCCUCCUGCUAACAGAACUGAUUACUCUACUGGACGACGGGCACCAGUCAGACGAUGAGGGAGCGACAGAGGGCGGCAAAGCUGGCGAUGACACUGGCAUCGAGUUCCGUCUCCUUUACCAGAAGGCAACGGAAGAGUUUGUCGCUUCUUCGGAGAUGAUGUUCCGUACCCUGCUGAAGGAGUUCCACGAUCACCAGAUGAUCACUUCGCGCAUGGACGCAAGCGGCAUGGAGAUACUGGGUGUGCCACUCUCUCGCGAUGAAAUGGAAGGCGUGCUGGAGGAUUUGGUGCUGGGGUAG
Messenger RNA from Penicillium griseofulvum, 1683 nucleotides. RefSeq names its product origin recognition complex subunit 2. The transcript has a single exon. NCBI's taxonomy places the organism in Eukaryota, Fungi, Ascomycota, Eurotiomycetes, Eurotiales, Aspergillaceae. The record is from RefSeq and is a predicted model, not a curated record. Gene Ontology annotation, biological process: DNA replication. Gene Ontology annotation, cellular component: nuclear origin of replication recognition complex; nucleus. Gene Ontology annotation, molecular function: DNA replication origin binding. Bases 1 to 1683 code for a protein of 560 amino acids.